UGACAUCACGAGGCCUGGUUGGAAAGAGGAAGAAGAAAUAACAACAACAGCAGCUCUGCUGGGCGAGUGACAGCGAGAGAGAAAAUACGAGACUAGUUGAAUCCUGUUAAUUGCUAUAGAAUUUGUAAUAUCAGUUGCUGUUAUUAUUCGGCGCAAAUAUGUCUUUGUUGGGGAAGUUAUUUGGCGCUGGAGGUAAAGGUGGGAAAUCUGCUAGCCCUCAGGAGGCGAUCCAGCGACUUCGAGACACUGAGGAAAUGUUGACGAAGAAACAGGACUUUUUGGAGAAAAAGAUUGACCAGGAACUCAUCACUGCGAAGAAGAAUGGCACAAAAAACAAGAGAGCUGCUCUGCAGGCAUUAAAACGGAAGAAGAGGUACGAGAAGCAGCUGGGCCAGAUCGAUGGCACGCUGUCCACCAUCGAGUUCCAGAGGGAGGCGCUAGAGAACGCCAACACCAACACCGAAGUGCUUAAAAACAUGGGCUUUGCUGCCAAGGCCAUGAAGGCAGCCCAUGAAAACAUGGACAUAGACAAAGUGGACGACUUAAUGCAGGACAUCACAGAGCAGCAGGAGCUGGCACAAGAAAUCUCUGACGCUAUUUCUAAACCCGUAGGGUUCGGAGAGGAAUUUGAUGAAGAUGAUCUCUUGGCGGAAUUGGAAGAACUGGAACAAGAGGAACUAGACAAAAACCUGCUAGAAAUCGCAAGCACAGAGAAUGUACCGCUGCCAAAUGUACCCUCUACGUCAUUACCUGCAAGACCAGCAGUACAGAAGAAGCAAGAGGAAGAUGAGGAUGACAUGAAGGAUUUGGAGGCAUGGGCCGCCAACUAGCCACUGCUGUUACUCCAUAGCUGCUAUAGGUGGAAAAGAAAGACUAUGGUUUAGUGUGAUGUGUUUUAGUAUUUGGGGAAGGAAUAGAAUAAACAGAGACUUAAAAAAAAAAGACUAAACAUCAGCUUGACAACCUUUUGCUUACUGUCAAGCUCAAUCUCCUAUAGAGGGGCAAUGGCAUGUUGUACCUUUCACCACCAAAAGCCCCAAAUCUCUGGAGCAACCAAACAGGAAAGGCUCAUUUAAAAAUGUGUUUUUCUGUGCGUUCCUCACCUUGUUCUCAUCUGGAAAGCAUUGCUGCAUUUCCUCCUUCUCUUAGCCCACAAAAUAUAUUUUGAAGAGGAAAUAUAAAAAUGACUCCUCAAAACCUCCAUGUAGAAUUUCUAAUACCUCAAACCGUUAAUGUGUAGUGCAAAAAGAUAUUACAAUAUCCUGUAUUCCUUUUUGUUGUUUAUGCACAAUCAGUCGUGUUCAAAUGGCAAUCAGCUGUUCUUGAAUCUGUUUGUAAAAAUAUGCACUUAAAAUACACCUAUUGUACAUGAUAUUUAUUAAUAUCAAUUUCCAGCUUGGAGAAUUUGAUUCCCAUUUGCAGGGCUGUUGGGUUUAAAUGAGCUUUUGGCUGGAUUUAUUGAACUAUAUCAUGAGUAUCCUUCCAGAUACUCUGGCUUUCACACAGGCAGAUAACUAUGAGGAAAACUCCACAUGGUGUCCUUGAAAUUCUUCUCUGCGUGAUGGUUCACACGUUUCUGUAUCUUUGAAGUGAAUGAAUCUAACCGAACCUACAACUAGUUACAUUUUGCAAACACAAUGACAAUUCUCUUGAAAUAUGUUUGUGCUAUAUCUGUUCUGGUUUGUGUAACUGAAGUGACUGUGUGAGUGACAGUAUGCGCACCUCUGAGGUUGUUUGUUCAUUUUCAUCUUUAAGAGACAUUAACACUAGAGGAGGUUUUAAAAAGUUGUUUUAGGGUUUUUGCUUUUCAGAGUUAUGUAUUAUUUUUGUUUAAUGAUAUGCUGUUGUGUGUAGGAAGAGAUAAUUGAUUGUAUUUAAACUCUAGGCAGUCAGGUCUAUUUAACAUCAUGGCUUUCUGAGUUUGUGAACUUACCCCAUUAUUUUAUAGUUCACCGUGGUGCUUCAGAUGUUUUCAAAUUUAAAUUUUUCUUCUUUCUUUUUUUCUGUCUAAAUUUAACUAAUGUGGUAUGACCACAUUUGUUAUGUCUGACAUGGUCUGUGUGUUUGUAUAAGGGGCUGUUUUGUGCAGUCUGGUUCCUAUUUUUGUUUGGUCUGUCUUCCUACCAUGCCUAUCACAACUUGCCCUUGUUCUAAUGGUAUGCCUAAAUUAAACCUUUUGACAAAUGUG
Molecule: messenger RNA, 2188 nt
Organism: Oncorhynchus masou masou (cherry salmon)
Lineage: Eukaryota; Metazoa; Chordata; Actinopteri; Salmoniformes; Salmonidae
Product: charged multivesicular body protein 4b
Exons: 5
Coding region: 159-830 (223 amino acids)
Biological process (GO): late endosome to vacuole transport via multivesicular body sorting pathway; vesicle budding from membrane
Cellular component (GO): cytoplasmic side of plasma membrane; multivesicular body; ESCRT III complex
Source: RefSeq, a predicted model, not a curated record